AUGUUGUCGCAACCCCAAACCGAUGUCAAUGCUCUGUUGCACAACAUGCGUGCACAGAUCUCGGCAUUAACCACACAACUCACCGAGCUGCAGGCGCACCCUCCUGCAGCAACCCCCUCGGUUGAGAAGAAGUUUAACAAGAAAGUUGAAGUCGUUGCUGACCCUGGUGCCUUUGAAGGAGAUAGAGCGCGAUACACCGAAUGGUGGAUCAAACUUCAAAUUUGGGUCAAGGCAAACUGGGAUGUGUUUGCUGAUGACUUUGAGGUAGCCACUGCGGUGCUAUCUCGAUUAAAAGGACCUGUGGUGGGUCAAUACGCCCAAGUUAGAAUGCAGGAGUGCUACACCGUGGGAGUGUGGCCCACCUGGGACAAUCUCAAAGUAGAGAUCGAGAAAUAUUUCAAACCGCAAGCUGAGCGUGACUGGGCGUGUCAGCAAAUCUGUUCCUUUAAACAAGGAAACAUGAGGACAGAUGAUUUUGUAACCUGGUUCCUGGCCCUCUCCAUCCAAGGGGGCUUAGGUAAUAAACACGCAGUAGAACUGCUGGAACGCAAUGUGAACCCCCACAUUGCAGAACAGCUCUAUCUGCAGGAUAUGAGAAGUGAGAACCUCUCUCAAGCAGCAGAGGAGAUUAGAAAGAUUGGUAGGGCCAUAGAGCUCUACAAAAUGUACCAAGGUGGCGGGUCCACCAACAAAAACAAUUUUUCCCAGAGGAGCCCUGGGUCAUCAAACCAACAUAAAAAUCACUCUCACGUGUUCCAACCAUACGGGUUGCAACCAGGGCGGGGUGCUCCAAUGGAUAUCGGCGCGGUCCAGGGCGGACAGAAGCACAGAUUCACCUGCUUUAGCUGUGGGCAGGAGGGGCACAUGGCCCAACAGUGUCAAAACGGAGUGUGGGCCGCUCAAAAUAACCAAAGGCACCAGGCACGCCAAUUAGAAACCAAAAAACCGGACAAUCGGCUCAACACUCUGGCCGGUCGAUCCUAUGAUGGAAUCCGGGCCUUCUUCUAUGACCAACAGGUCAACAAAAUUAAAGCCCAGGGAAAAGAGUUUGGAGCUUAG
Molecule: messenger RNA, 1059 nt
Organism: Serpula lacrymans var. lacrymans S7.9
Lineage: Eukaryota; Fungi; Basidiomycota; Agaricomycetes; Boletales; Serpulaceae
Exons: 1
Coding region: 1-1059 (352 amino acids)
Molecular function (GO): nucleic acid binding; zinc ion binding
Source: RefSeq, a predicted model, not a curated record